AUGCUUGAUUAUACACAAGAAGCAUGCUGGUCACCAAUAUUAACACCAUCAUCAUUAAUAACACAUUUAUCUAUAAGUAGUAAAUUACAAUCUUAUUGUGAUUUAAUAUAUCAUCAUGAAUUAUAUGUUGAACAUUUUACAUCAAUAACAACACAUUAUCAAUUAUUAUUAUUAUUUUUUAUUUUAUCUUAUACAUCAUACAUCAGUUGCAAGUCAUUUAUUUUUUUUGUGAAGGAAUACAUUUAGAUGAAAGUGGUCUUAUAUUAGUUUUAUUAAUUGAACAAUUUCUUCCAUUACCAUUAAAUAAACAAUUAUGACCUAAAUAUAUACCAUAAAUUUUAUAAAUAUUAUCAAUAACAAUAUCAAUCGAUAUUAUUAAAGAAGAUUUUAAUAAUCUUAAUUGUCCUAUGGAUAUAACAAGAAAAAUUUAUGAACAAAUGCUUAAAAAUAUAACUUAUAAAGAAUGAUUACCAUUUAUGAUGUCACCGGUAUAUUUUAGUUUAAUUUAUCGAAAUAAAUAAAUAUAUUUGUAUAAUAAAAAUUUUAAUCCAAUGAAAAGAAAUGUUUUUUGUUACUUUGACAUUGUUUAUGUGCUAGUAAUAGAUGAGACUUUUGAAUAAUUCAAAACUUCGAAAAAUAUUUUGAAAUAGAAAAUAUGCAGAAUUUCAGGUAAUACAAAUCGUAAAGGAAAGCAUUUAAGCUACAUUAGUACAAUGAUCGAAUAAUUCCUCUCGAAUCU
Messenger RNA from Rotaria sp. Silwood1, 739 nucleotides. The record is from the annotation of a GenBank genome assembly. NCBI's taxonomy places the organism in Eukaryota, Metazoa, Rotifera, Eurotatoria, Philodinida, Philodinidae.